Molecule: messenger RNA, 1077 nt
Organism: Aspergillus viridinutans
Lineage: Eukaryota; Fungi; Ascomycota; Eurotiomycetes; Eurotiales; Aspergillaceae
Exons: 4
Coding region: 1-1077 (358 amino acids)
Source: RefSeq, a predicted model, not a curated record
AUGGCGAAGCUUCUUCGAAAGGUUGCCUCUUCCUGGAACCUGGACGACUCAGCAAAGCGAGACAAGCGUGACACGUACGUGAAGGGGCUCUAUGAACUCUGGGAACAAGUUUCCACCAGGAAAGAUCCAUACCUGACACUUUCGCCCUCUGAUCUGCCUCGCAUCAAGUGUGUGGAUCUCCUCGGAGAGUCUACCUUUCAUGAAGAGUCAAGUGUUCCUGGAUUCUUUCGUAAAAUGACUCACAAGAAACUACGGGAUUAUCCAAUCAACGAAAAUAACGAAGAAACUAUGGGCUGGCAUAGACGCAGUAAGGCUUUCUGGAGUCAAACUGAGAAGAUUUACCAGGGUCUCCGUCCCAUUAAACAGGCCGCAAUGAUGUGCGGGGCAAUGCGACUCGCCUUUAAUGCAUACAAGAGAACGACAAGUGAUGGUCGGCAGGUUACGCUUAGGCAAGUGUCUGGGUGGAAGGAAGCUGAUUUUGCGGAUGAAAUCUUUCAUAGCCUUUUUGACGACGAGGUCUUGCACUCCAAGCAUUGGUAUGCCAGGGAUGCCUGGCAAUCAGGCAAGCCGCAGAAGCAACCCCAUGUCAUGUUGACUCUUGCACAUGAGUAUGAGGGGAAUGAUAGCAGCCUUCUGUGUGGAGAGAUACUGGCUAUCCUGGCCACCAUGCUGACUCGACUUGAAAGCGACUUCUUCAAGGAUCAUAAUAUCAUUCCUGUCAUGGUACUAUCUUUCAUGGCCGAUCUGAAAGGCAGGGUGCUUCAGGCCUACUUCGCUGACGAUGGGCUGGUCAUUUACAAGAGCAGGAUUUUUUCUUUCAAAGAAGAAGCCGGCGAAAAAUCAGCGGAGCUCUUUCUCGGGUACAUGGGGAGUGAAAUGAUCGGGGCUACCGCAGUCAAAAGGCUUCAUCACUCCAUUCCAGGUGAUGAGGCUACCGCAGUCACAGAGGUCAGUCCUGCCCCUGCCGUUCAGGGCGCAUCUUCUACUCCUGCCGUUCAGGAGGUUCAUCUUGCCUGUCCUGUCGUUCAGGACGCAUCUUCUACUCCUGCUGUUCAGGAUUCAUCUAGUCUCCCAUAA